CGGUUCAUUUUUAUUUUGUUUCGGUUGCUGUUCGCUUGUUUCGUGACUCGUUCGAUAAUUGCGUUCCCACAAAAUAUAAAACAAAUAAAAGAAAGAAUGCUAUUCAACUUGUAUUGAACGUUUUGCGAAUUACACAGAAAUUUAUUUUUUUAGCGAGCAUGCAGUCCAUUAAAACAGCGGAUUUACCGGAGAAUCCGCGAGAGAACACCAAUUUUAUAUCAGCAGCAUGUUUUUGGUAUACGUUACCCACAUUUUUAAAGGGACGCAAACGAAUGCUGGAAACCACCGAUCUCUAUAAAGCUUUGAAGGAACAUAAGUCAGCAACUCUUGGUGAUAAAUUAAGUGCUGCCUGGGAGUUGGAAUUGGACAAGAAACAAAAGAAUGCCAAGAAGGAACCGAAACUGCUGCGUGCGCUCUGGCGAGUCUUUGGCUGGUACUUUGCUUUACUUGGACUAGUGCUGUUUGUGCUGGAGCUGGGUCUGCGCACACUGCAGCCGCUGUGUCUAUUAAAGCUCAUUGCCUAUUUCACACAUGGCACUGGCGGCGUGGAGUCUGCCUACUAUUAUGCCGCAGGAGUUGUGGCAUGCAGCGCCUUGAAUGUGAUCAUAAUGCAUCCAUAUAUGCUGGGCACAAUGCAUGUGGGCAUGAAAAUGCGAGUGGGCCUAUGCAGCAUUAUUUAUCGCAAGUCCUUGAAAUUGAGCAAAACUGCGCUGGGUGAUACGACAGCUGGACAUAUAGUGAAUCUCAUGUCGAAUGAUGUGGGCAGACUGGACUUGGCUACGAUAUUUGUGCAUUACCUGUGGGUUGGACCCUUGGAGACGCUGUUUAUAACAUACCUCAUGUAUUUGGAAAUUGGCAUUGCUGCUGUGUUUGGCGUAGCAUUUAUGUUGCUGUUUAUUCCGCUCCAGGGCUGGCUGGGCAAGAAGACCUCACAGCUGCGACUACGCACAGCGUUGCGCACAGAUGAACGUGUUCGAAUGAUGAACGAAAUUAUCGCUGGCAUACAGGUGAUCAAAAUGUAUGCCUGGGAGAUACCAUUCGAGCAGCUUGUGGAGUUUGCACGUAAAAAGGAAAUCAAUGCCAUCAGACAUGUGAGCUAUAUACGCGGCAUACUAUUAUCGUUUAUAGUAUUUCUCACCCGCGUCUCCAUCUUUCUGAGUCUGGUGGGCUAUGUGCUGUUGGGCGCGUUUCUCACGCCCGAAGUGGCCUUUGUUAUCACAGCCUAUUACAACAUAUUGCGCACUACCAUGACCGUGUUCUUUCCGCAAGGCAUCUCCCAAAUGGCCGAGGCUAUGAUCUCUAUAAAGCGCGUGCAAAAGUAUUUGCUGUAUGAGGAAACCGAUGUGGGUGAUAAAUCGCUGGAUAAGUCCUUGUCAGCUACUGGCAGCCAGCUCACCACAGUGCAUUCGCAUAUAGAAAGCUUAAAGAGCGAUGAGGCUGAGGAGAAACUGUUGACGCCUACGGCGCUGCCGCAAAUCAAUGAGAAUGCCAUACUGUCGGAGGCGAAGAUAUCUAUAAGCAAUCUUAAGGCUAAAUGGGAUGUCAACUCACCGGAUUAUACACUCAAUGGCGUUAAUCUGCGCGUGCAGCCUGGCACCUUGUUGGGCAUUGUAGGACGUACGGGCGCUGGCAAAUCGAGCUUAAUACAAGCUAUUCUGGGUGAGCUACGCGCUGAGUCCGGCGAGAUACGUGUCAAUGGCAGCGUGUCCUAUGCCUCGCAGGAGCCUUGGCUCUUCACUGGCACUGUGCGGCAGAAUAUACUUUUUGGACAGCCCAUGGAUAAGCGGCGUUAUGGCUUGGUGGUCAAGAACUGUGCGCUGGAGCGCGAUUUUGAGCUGUUGCCCUACGGCGACAAGACGAUUGUGGGCGAACGCGGCGCCUCUCUGUCUGGUGGCCAAAAGGCGCGCAUUAGCUUAGCGCGUGCAGUUUAUCGCGAGUCGGCUAUUUAUCUGCUGGACGAUCCACUGAGUGCUGUGGACACGCAUGUGGCGCGGCAUCUGUUUGAGAAAUGCAUGCGCGGCUAUUUGCGCGAUCGCAUUGUCAUACUUGUGACACAUCAGCUGCAGUUUUUGCAGCAUGCCGAUCAAAUGAUUAUCUUGGACAAGGGUCAGGUUAGCGCUGUGGGCAGCUACGAAUCAUUGCGUGAAUCCGGUCUGGACUUUGCCAGCAUGCUGGCUGAGGAGCGUGAUGAGAAUGGCGAUGAGCGUUCACGUUCGCGUUCGGGCAGUCAGAGCGGACAUGGCGAUCAGCGACGCAACAGCGAACAGUCACUGUUAUCCUUGGCCGACUCUUGCCUAGAGGAGACUACAGCAGCGGCACAAAUGCAUGUGCAGGAGUCACAGGAGCAAGGCAACAUUGGCCUGGGCUUGUAUAACAAAUACUUUAAGGCUGGUGGUGGUUUCUUUGCCUUCUUUGUGAUGAUGGCUUUUUGCAUGUUGUCACAGCUAAUGGCCUCAAUGGGCGACUACUUCUUGUCUUACUGGGUGGCCAAGAAAGGAAGCGAGCAGGUCAGUACUAAUGUUAGCCACAACAACACCUUUGUGGCAAACACUAUUACCAACGACACCAGCACAACUGUUGCACCACCCGCACUGGAAUCCCAACUCGUCACUUGGCUACAUCAAUUGGGCUGGCCUGUUGAUGCUGAAAUGCUCGACACCUAUAUCUUUACUGCAAUCACAAUAACAACUGUAGCAGUGACGCUGGCGCGCUCAUUUUUGUUCUUCAACCUUGCCAUGAAAGCUUCCAUUCGGCUGCACAAUGCCAUGUUCAGAGGCAUUACACGUGCUGCCAUGUAUUUCUUCAAUACGAAUCCCUCGGGCCGCAUACUCAAUCGUUUCUCGAAGGAUAUGGGUCAGGUGGAUGAGAUACUGCCCGCUGUUAUGAUGGAUGUUAUUCAGAUCUUUCUAGCGCUCUUUGGCAUUGUGCUGGUCAUAGCUGUGGUUAAUCCCUUGCUGUUGUUGCCCACCUUCUUACUUGGAAUCAUUUUCUAUUGGCUGCGCACAUUUUAUUUGAAGACCUCGCGUGACGUCAAGCGACUGGAGGCCAUCACACGUUCGCCGAUUUAUUCGCAUAUGGCAGCCUCGUUGAAUGGACUAUCUACGAUACGCGCUUUUGGCGCCCAACAAGUGCUGGUCACUGAGUUUGAUAAUCAUCAGGAUCUGCAUAGCUCCGCUUUCUAUAUGUUCAUAAGCACUUCACGCGCCUUUGGCUAUUGGCUGGACUGCUUCUGUGUGAUCUAUAUAGGCAUUAUAACGCUUAGCUUCUUCUUCUUCCCACCUGCCAAUGGCGGUGAAGUGGGUUUGGCCAUUACCCAAGCCAUGGGCAUGACCGGCAUGGUGCAGUGGGGCAUGCGUCAGUCGGCGGAGCUGGAGAAUACCAUGACGGCAGUGGAGCGUGUGGUGGAAUACGAGGAUAUAGAGCCGGAAGGCGUUCUGGAAGCUGAGCCGGACAAGAAACCGCCGAAGAGCUGGCCAGAGCAGGGCAAGAUUGCUUUCGAAGAGCUAAGUCUGCGCUAUUUUCCAGAUCCCAAGUCGGAAAAUGUACUUAAAUCGCUUAACUUUGUUAUCAAAGCACGCGAAAAAGUUGGCAUUGUGGGCCGCACAGGCGCCGGCAAAUCCUCACUGAUCAAUGCGCUCUUCCGACUUUCUUAUACAGACGGCUCUAUCCUAAUUGAUAAGCGUGAUACACAGCAAAUGGGAUUGCACGACUUACGCAGUAAGAUUUCCAUUAUACCGCAGGAGCCUGUGCUGUUUUCUGGCACUAUGCGCUACAAUCUUGAUCCCUUCGAUGAGUUACAAAUAUUUUUAGUUAUUUUUAAUAGACAUUUUAGCUCAAAGAUUGUUGCUGACUUGCCCAGUGGACUGCAGAGCAAGAUAACGGAAGGUGGCACCAACUUUAGUGUGGGUCAACGCCAGCUGGUUUGCCUAGCGCGUGCUAUUCUGCGCGAGAAUCGUGUGCUGGUGAUGGAUGAGGCCACAGCUAAUGUUGAUCCUCAAACGGACGCGCUUAUACAAACAACUAUCAGGAAUAAGUUCAAGGAUUGUACGGUCCUCACCAUAGCUCAUCGCUUGCAUACAAUUAUGGACUCGGACAAAGUGCUCGUCAUGGAUGCUGGCAAGGUGGUGGAGUUUGGUACACCCUACGAGCUCCUAACUAGCGCCGAGACGCGCGUUUUUCACGAUAUGGUCAAGCAAACUGGCAAAACUACUUCCGAGAAUCUGCUGCUAGUUGCCAAGAAGGCAUUUGAAUCCACGCAGAAUCCUUUGCAGUUAUCAUCGUAAGGAUAACUAUAAAUGUAGCAUAGUUUUAGUUUAUUACGGCUUGCAGGCCUCGAAUGUAAAUAAGUUCAAUCCACUUGCAAAUAAUGCUACAAAACUAUUUUCAUAAUUUUUAUAUGUACUUAUUGUAUGUUCUUAUGUAUUAACUAUGUAAUUAAUCACUGAUUUUGUUUAACAAUAUGUCUGUUAAGUUAGUAUGCCAAGUGCCUAAAAUGAAGAAACUUAGUGCCUUACAAAAUAAAAGUGUGCGUCCAACUUA
This is a messenger RNA of Drosophila busckii, 4539 nucleotides long. Its product is annotated as probable multidrug resistance-associated protein lethal(2)03659. The record is from RefSeq and is a predicted model, not a curated record. NCBI's taxonomy places the organism in Eukaryota, Metazoa, Arthropoda, Insecta, Diptera, Drosophilidae. Gene Ontology annotation, biological process: transmembrane transport. Gene Ontology annotation, cellular component: membrane. Gene Ontology annotation, molecular function: ABC-type transporter activity; ATP binding; ATP hydrolysis activity.